This is a messenger RNA of Scedosporium apiospermum, 879 nucleotides long. Its product is annotated as 2OG-Fe(II) oxygenase family Oxidoreductase. The record is from RefSeq and is a predicted model, not a curated record. The transcript has 2 exons. Gene Ontology annotation, cellular component: endoplasmic reticulum. Lineage: Eukaryota; Fungi; Ascomycota; Sordariomycetes; Microascales; Microascaceae. The coding region runs from base 1 to 879 and encodes 292 amino acids. Gene Ontology annotation, molecular function: procollagen-proline 4-dioxygenase activity; iron ion binding; L-ascorbic acid binding. Gene Ontology annotation, biological process: peptidyl-proline hydroxylation to 4-hydroxy-L-proline.
AUGUUAUCGUACAUAGUCGCCCUCGUGGCAUGUCUCAUCUUCUUCUCCAACCCGAUCCUCCAGCUCUUCUCUCCCCACACCAAGAGAGCCAUCCGGAGCGCUCGGCCCACGCUUAACGAGUCGCUUUUGGCCAUUCCUGGACCCAAUGACUCGUCGAUUGCGUGUCCGAGGGAUGCUUACGCGGUGCAUAUUUACUCAAGGGAGCCGUUGGUGAUGUAUAUUGAGAAUUUCUUGACAGAGGAGGAGAGGUCUCACUUAUUGGAUGUCAGCGAGGACCUCUUCCAACCCUCCACAAUCACCAACAACGGCGAUUCAACCCACCGCGACACCGCCAUCCGCAACUCCGAAGUCGCCCUGGUCCCGCGAACCCCAACCAUCCGGUGCAUCGAGCGCCGCGCCCUCUCCCUCCAAGGCUGGCGCGAAGAGCUCUGGAUCGAGCGUCUCCGCACGCAGCGGUACUUCCCCGGAGGCCACUACAGCCACCAUUUCGACUGGAGCUCGAACGCGGGCGGGUGGGGCCGUGUGAGCAGCAUCAUGGCGUGGGUGUCCGUGUCCGAGCGGAUGGAAGGUGGGGGCACGGAGUUUCCUUUGUUGCCGGCUCCGGUGUUUAGGGAUUUGGAGACGGAUCAGAGGACGGAGGCCGCGACGGAGGAGGAGAGGUUUUGGUGUCGGUUUUUGGAGUGCGUAGAUGGGAGGGUGGUUACGGGGGAGGAUGGGAUGGGGGUUACGUUUAGGGCCGUGGAAGGGAAUGCGGUGUUUUGGGCGAAUUUUAGGGCGGAUGGGUCGGGGGAUGGGUAUGCGGAGACGUGGCAUGCGGGGUUGCCGGUUAGGAAGGGGGUCAAGGUUGGGUUGAAUAUAUGGACUUCGGGCAGGAUUUAA